Pseudophryne corroboree (corroboree frog) is the source of this 3513-nucleotide messenger RNA. RefSeq lists its product as uncharacterized. The transcript is spliced from 4 exons. NCBI's taxonomy places the organism in Eukaryota, Metazoa, Chordata, Amphibia, Anura, Myobatrachidae. Gene Ontology annotation, molecular function: zinc ion binding; nucleic acid binding. Bases 266 to 1522 code for a protein of 418 amino acids. The record is from RefSeq and is a predicted model, not a curated record.
CACAUACGCGGCGGGGGGAAGUGGUGGCGGGACCCGGCAGUUACAUGGAGCUGUCCCGGGUCACUACAGCAGCGGUGGCCUCGGUAAACCCAGAGCAGGCUAAUGGGCUAAUGGGGCAGUGCCUCCAUCCAAAUAUGUAACAACCACUUCUGUGGCUUUGGGGCCUACUUGGAAAAACCCUCCGGUACUCCUCCUUCUUCACCAGCAACUGGAGUUACAGUACAGUGAAUAACCGGAAUACGAGCAAGAAAGUGAACUCAACACGAUGUCGGCACCACUUCCAGCAGCCAUCACACAAGACAUCCAGGUGGACGCGACCAAAUCGGUAAAGGCAAUAAUCAAACCCCCUAACGGAGGGUCAGGUGAGGUCGUGUCCACAGGUACGUACAAUGCUUUAUAUCACGCACAAACAAAUGUACCCCAUAUUGUAAGACCAAAACAAGGUGAUGUAAUUGAGUUUAGUCCUGUCAGGGUGAUCACAGUCCCCAAUGGGAAGACUGACGAUCAGGGAACCAUUCCCGUCCAGGACAGUGCAAUGCGCUGUCCCUGGUCCCGGACCGAAUUGAGAUCAAUUAUGUCCGAAUUUCCUGAUCCAAGGAAAAAUCUAGUCGCAUGUCAAAGGUUCAUUAAAGAACUAGGAAACUCAACAGAACCCACCAACAAAGAUUGGCGGACAGUGCUGAGGGCAUGUUUGCCCUCCAGUGUUGACCCUGCGAAAUUUAUUACUGAUUGUCAAUUAGACACAGAAGUACCUCAAACAGAGGAACACAAUCAGGAAUGUAUUAAGCAGAUAAACCAACAGUUGGAAGUAUAUUUCCCUGCCGUUGUCAAGUGGAAUGAAAUCUUCUCCAUAAGACAAAACGAAAGGGAAAGUAUUUCCAAUUAUUUCAAUCGAGCACUGCAAGUAAUGGCUAGGAACACUGGGAUCACAGACAUCAAAACAUGUGCACAGCAUAGAGAAAUAGCGGUUAAGGUAUUAAUGAAUGGUUUAAAGGAGGUAUUGAGAACAAGGGUACAGACCACCAACCCAAACUGGAGAAAUAUCUCAGUGGCCGCAUUAAGAGAGGCCGCUAUUGAUAUUGAUCGAAAUACCACCAGAUACAGAGAGUCACAAAGUGAUAAAUUAAUGGCCGCAAGUAUACAGGCCCUAACCACAAGACCACUCCAGCAUAAGCCCCAAACCCCUGCGAGAAAUUCAAAUGUGGAAGUCUGUUACAAUUGCCAGAAGGAAGGUCAUUUUGCAAGAGAUUGUAGAUCAGGAAGUAGACAAAAGUCACAUCAGCCCCCUAGACAACGACAUAAUCAUAAUAUCCAAGAAACCAGGGAAGCACAGGGAAAACGGUUGAUGGCGAUGAGCAUCCGAGCGUUUGAGGAGGCAUCAAAUCAACCAAGACCUCAGGUCAUUGACACUUGGAGGAAACCCAGGGUUUGUUAUCAUUGUAGAAGAGAAGGGCAUUAUGCCAGCGACUGUAAUAACCCACAUAAAGUCAGACCCCCUAGACCAAGAAAUGAGCAAAAUUAAAACACACACAAUUAUAAACAGGGAUCAUAUAGGAAGAAUUUUGAGCCACACCCAUAAUGUGCAAUCAAGAAAGGUGAUCAUUAGGACUGAUGGUAAGCCUGAGGUUAUAGUUAAUAAAUUGGGAGGUCAUUCCCUGAAGACACAGGAAUGACCGGGUGAAACGUUGUAAAUGUAUCUGUGAAAUGUUUCUUUUUCUCUCUCCCCAUCUCUGACGAUUAUUGGUAGGAUUCAAACAUUACAUAUAUACUCGGUCUUUGCAGAAGUCUACCAAACCCCAGCAUGACCUAUCCGCAUCAAUGUAUUCUGGCCAGAUACAGACAAUGGAAUGUGGAAGUGCUGGGGGGGAGGGACUGCGCAAGGAAACCAUUGGACAUGUAGAUAUGACAGCCUGAUGAUCUGACAAUGUUUUAGAAAAUGUUUAUGUUGAAAAAUGUUUCUUUCUUUUUCUGGUGUUUAUUGAUGUGUUAUGUUAUAUAUACAUAUAUGAAUUGUUCUCUCUCUCUCUUUUGUUUUUUUCCUCUUCUCACUCAUGUUUUAAAGAUGGUAUGUCACACCUCAGUUAGACAAAUGGCAAUGCAAGAUUUUUUUUUCUCCUUACAGAAAGAUCGCUGGUUUGGAGGGAAAAUUGCAUCACCGGAAUGUUCGUUUGGAAGACUGAGAGACAGCACCUUUGAGAUGACAGCAGAACAAGAAGAACAACAAGACUAGAGAACUUAAUUAUCGUGACAAGUUUCUCUCCCCCUCAAACUGUUUUUUUCUGUACCCCCAUUACAAAUUUCUUCUUUUCUCCUCCUGUAAGAUGGACUUGCCCAAAGAGACUGUGAUAUGGAUUUUCCUGUUGACCAUGAUGUUGACCAGAGCAGUCUGUUCCGGCGAGAGUACCAUGGAGGUCGAGAAAGGAUCCAGAAAGGUUCCGAUGACUGAGACGGAGGUGUAAAUUUCCAAUAGCAAUACAACCACCAAGCAAAAGGCGAGUACCAGAAACGAUCUAGCCAUGUUAGUUGUAAACAUUUUUCUCUUAAGGAUUGUUAGCUGAAAAGAGAACUGUAUCUGUAGGCUCUGUGACAAUGUAGUUGAGGAUGGGUGCAUAAAGAAAUGCCAAUCCAGUUUUAAUAUCCAUAUGGACCGGCAUCCAUUGAGUGACUAUCACUCCUUAGUGGGUAGUGUGUUAAAUCAAACAGAUUGUUGGGUAUGCUCUCAAGUACCUCAAGGUCAUAGCAAAUCAGGGCUAGUACCAUUUCCUUUAACGGUAGGGGAGGUACUUGAGCUAAAGGGUAGGAGACCGGUGGACAGGAGGUUUAAUAUCUCCAGUCCUCCUAGUUUGAAGCUCCACCAAUAUCAUGUGGAUAGAUCCCUCAUAUGUUUUAACAUUUCCAAUCCCCGAAAGCCGGGAAAUUGGGAAGUGUCAUGGAGUAAUCAAACCAUGACCUUUUCGCAUAGAGCAGAUAGAAUGCCUACAGAUACAGAGCUUAUACGCCACAUAGCCAGUAGAGGAAAAUCUUUCCGGUAUAGGUAUACCCUAGGAAGUAGGAUUACGAGAGUUGGAGAGGUAUCACUAGGAUACAGUGCACAGAUCGUCCAAACUGAUAGGUGUACUAAGCAGAUGGAAGAAUUAGGGUUAGGAGAUUUCACAUGGAAGGUGUGUAAUAGGGUUAUGUCCUAUUCCGUCCCAUAUGUUCUCCCCGAUGAUGCAUAUUUCAUAUGCGGGAGAAAGGCGUAUAAAGUGGCUUGCCCCAAACUCUGAAGGAUUGUGUUAUAUUGGAAAAGUACUACCUGAGGUAAUGAGUCUAAGGAGUGAGGAAACUGUAAUUCCAAUGGACAUGAUUUAUGACCCAAAUGUAGAAACAAUAAUGUGAUGAAAAUGCGAUUUCUACGGUCCGUUUCUUUCACCUGUUUUUCCGUUUCCUCCAAGGUAAAAAGACCCACUUGGACGAGGAAUUUGAUGAGCCGAUAUACAGACAACAGAGGGAUUAAAGAAGAAGUUUUGACAA